Molecule: messenger RNA, 2788 nt
Organism: Argiope bruennichi
Lineage: Eukaryota; Metazoa; Arthropoda; Arachnida; Araneae; Araneidae
Product: allatostatin-A receptor-like
Exons: 5
Coding region: 330-1529 (399 amino acids)
Biological process (GO): G protein-coupled receptor signaling pathway
Cellular component (GO): membrane
Molecular function (GO): G protein-coupled receptor activity
Source: RefSeq, a predicted model, not a curated record
GAGACCAGUCUUUGCGCGUCUAACCGCUGGUAAGGAGCCGGCAUGCUUCUCCUGACGGUCAACUUUGGUGUCCUCCCAAGAAAUAUUGCAGUUGAGUUGAAUUUUUAGAUUUUCCGCUGUCAAGAUCCUCCAUUUGUCAGAAGGACAAUUCCUGAAGACUUUCAACAUGCAAAUUGAAGUAGCUUCCUCAAUAUUACAUUGGUGAUGUACAAGACAAAGUAAAAAGAAAAGGCAGUUUCUUUAAGGAGGUUCGGAACACUGCUAAUGUGGAAUCGCCACGAAAUAUUUAACUAUUAAAUCUGAGCACUUCCCAACUUCCAGUUUAAAAGAUGUAUGACGAAGAUUACAUCAACAUCGAGGCUGAAAUUGUCGAGCCAGCGGAGCAGGACUUUAUUCCAGUUACACCGAAUGCUUUUCAAAUGUUGAAUGAUACAGCACAAUUCUGCUCUACCAACUUUACCACAAACCUCACAAUAUGCAAUGGCACGGAAAUUUUCAUGAAGACCGAUUAUUCUUCUAUAGAACGUGUGGUCGCCAUCGUAGUGCCAAUCCUAUUUGGCAUUAUCGUAAUUGUAGGUCUUAUAGGGAAUACAUUAGUGGUCAUUGUCGUGGCUUGCAAUCCACAAAUGCGAUCGACAACAAAUGUUCUGAUUAUUAAUUUGGCAGUUGCUGAUCUCCUCUUCAUAAUGUUUUGCGUGCCGUUCACGGCUUUUGAUUACGCUCUUCCCUAUUGGCCAUUUGGCGAUAUUUGGUGCAGAGUCGUUCAAUACCUUGUUAUUGUAUGUGCGUAUGCAAGCAUCUACACGCUUGUUCUGAUGUCUUUGGAUCGCUUUCUGGCUGUGGUUCACCCCAUUACAUCCAUGUCCAUUCGCACUGUUCAGAAUGCCUGCAUCGCCAUCGGUGUCAUGUGGGCUGUCAUAGUGCUUGCUUGCAUACCAGCUCUCCAAUCUCAUGGUCAGAUUUAUUACACCUAUCAAAACAUAGAGUAUUCCGUUUGCAUGUUCUUGUCCACAGAAGGAUACAACUAUGCGGCGUAUCAGAUUUGCUUUUUCCUCUCAUCUUACAUCGUUCCAUUGAGUCUGAUAUUUGUUUUGUAUGUCCUGAUGUUGAAGCGAUUGUGGUUUGGCGUUGCGCCUGGUGGCAGAGUCAGUGCAGAAAGUUUGAAAUCAAAGAAGCGCGUAACCAGGAUGGUGGUCAUCGUUGUUGUAAUAUUUGCUGUUUGCUGGUGUCCCAUACAAAUUGUUUUGGUGCUGAAAAGUGUGAAUUCUUACGGGAUAACUCCAAUUCGAAUUGUGAUUCAAAUAUCUGCUCACAUAUUGGCUUACAUGAAUUCAUGCGUAAACCCAAUUUUGUAUGCUUUUCUUUCGGAUAAUUUUAGAAAAGCAUUCCACAAAGUAAUUGCUUGCCACAAGAAGCAGUCAGCUUUGCCAAAUCGAAAUAACCAAGAAAACAGAACUGAACGUGAAACUACGCUCAACAAUGGCACUUCUAAGCUAACAGGAAAUAAUACUUCCAAUGAUAUUAUGUAAUUUUUUUUUCAUCUGAUUUAUUCCACUUUCUUUCUGAAAAAGUUAUUGCUUUAAUUUUUGUUCUAAAAACUGGAUGGAAUUCUAUAUUUUAUGAAAAAGGCAAUGCCUUGUAGAAAAUUAUCUUCUAUUGUGAGCAAGAAACCUUCAGUGAUUAUUAAUUUUUUGAUCUACGCGCUUCAGAAAUAUCUGGGCGAUGUUCAUGAUGGUGCAUUUAAGGUGCUUUUGUUGCAGUGACUUAUUGAUUCACUUUUAAUGACAUAAUUCCAAUGACAUGACUAAUUUUAAUGACUAUGUUAUUCAUUUUUACUUCAAAGGGACUGUGUCUUUGACAAGCUAGAUAUAUUUAAGUUCGACACAUGGAAUACAGAAACGUUGGAUGUAUUUGCUUCGAUAUAAACUUUCUUACUAUUGCUCUUUAAGGAACAAUAUCAUUACAGGCAUGCAAAGAAAGCAUUGGCAUUGAAUUCCGAAAUGACAUUCUACUACACAUCUGGCAACAUCGUCAUUUGUAGUUAUAUUCAGCACAAUACGUAUGAUUUCUCUUGUGUCGUGUGUGAUUUCAGUCAUUGUUCUACAUGUGAAUUUUAUGGAAUCAAUGAAUUUAAGUUGAAGAUUAUAUCCUCACUUGUUAUAAAUCUAAAUUUCAAAGGGUGUUUCUGGACUUCUGAAACAGAAGAUGAAACAAAAUACUUCUUGUCCUGUAGUUUUUCUUUGUUUAAGUUCUCAUUAGUAAAGCAGUGAAAAGGAAGGUAAAAUUAAGGACGAAAAGACGUUAAGCUGUUUCAUGAACUUAAACGUGUGUUCAAAUAUUGAUGUGUGUUUGGACAACUGAAGCUCAUUAUUUUAAUUUUUUAUAUGCAGAAUGGUUAUUUAUUAUUAUUCAUUAUAUUCUCUUCGUUACUGAGUGACUAUAUAUCAGAUGUCAGUGCUUUUAUUUUUCGUCUAGAAUCUAUUGAUGUUUAUCGGUGAAAUAUAACUGAAGCUCAAGCAAAUAUUACUUUAAUGUUAUCUCUUGUGUAUAUCAUAUAUACACUAUUGUCUUGUAUUUUGAAUAUAUUACUCAUCAUUUAUAGUGUGCACAUGUCACAAAUAAUUGUAUAUGAUGUAUUUUUGUGAUUAAUGUCCUUUUUGUGAUAUCCAGUACUGCAUAGAUAUCUUAUAAAUACACAGUAAAUAUAUAUAUAUAUAUGUGUGUGUGUAACUAACUACAUGCGGAAAUCCUUGUACAUAAUUUUUGUAGUUCUGCACGUUAUUGUUUU